Molecule: messenger RNA, 1029 nt
Organism: Penicillium griseofulvum
Lineage: Eukaryota; Fungi; Ascomycota; Eurotiomycetes; Eurotiales; Aspergillaceae
Exons: 4
Coding region: 1-1029 (342 amino acids)
Source: RefSeq, a predicted model, not a curated record
AUGCCUUUGGACACGAUAUAUUUGACUCGCCAUGGGCACCGCCUCAGCUGGACCAUUGACUUUCGCACCGGUACAUAUAGAGCUCAAUUCCCCACGCCAACAGGAAACCCAGCAGACCCUGCCCUGACCUCGCACGGUGUUCAUCAGUCGCAUGAGCUGGCCGAACACAUUUCAGCCCCCGAAUUCCACCCGAAGCCAUUCCGUGUCUACUCGAGCCCCUUCUAUCGCUGCCUUCAAACAAUCCAGCCGUCUGUCGAAGAGCUGAAGAGACUAUCAGCUGAAUCCGGGGAAGGUCUGAAAGAUGGCCAGAUUGGAUCAAUUGAUCGGCAUGCGGAACUGGAUGUACGAAUUGAGAACGGGUUAGGAGAAUGGUUCGGCGCAACGGACUUCUUCGACCAUCCAGCCCAUCCAACACCCGACAUAAUGUCCACCCACUUCCCAACUAUCCUCUCAGAUAGCCAAACCUACAAACCCCUCCUCGUCCCCUCAAGACGCGGCGAGACAAUCAAGCAGCUCCACAACCGCAUAGCAACAGCACUGGAAGGUAUAAUUGCCGACAUCGACGCAGAAAUCUCCGCCCUAGAAGCAGAUCUACCACCAGACCAAAGAACCAGCAAGUCUGUCCUGAUCUGCGCGCAUGCCGCGCCGCUCAUCGCCAUGGGACGGGCUCUGACAGGGCACAUGCCGGAUGAUAGCUCUGAAGAGGACUUUAAUGUUUUUACAGCUGGGCUGAGUACGUUUAAGAGGAGGUCUGUUUCUGCUAGUUAUGGACAGAGCGAUGUCCAGGAAGAAAAUGCAGAGAAGCCGCUUGCUGAGGGUACGACGAUGCUUCGUGCGUCGGCUCUGCCGCAGUGGAGGAACGGACGUGGUGUUGGGGGUGGAUGGAAUUGUGUUGCGAAUGGGGAUUGUAGCUUCUUGAGUGGUGGUGCUGAGCGUGGAUGGCACUUUGAUGGCGAAGAAGCCUUUAAUACGGGUCCUAUGGCUGCGCCUUCUGAGACACCUGCGAAUGUUGGUGUCACGAAGUUGUGA